Trifolium pratense (red clover) is the source of this 3025-nucleotide messenger RNA. Its product is annotated as putative SWI/SNF-related matrix-associated actin-dependent regulator of chromatin subfamily A member 3-like 1. The record is from RefSeq and is a predicted model, not a curated record. The transcript has 3 exons. Gene Ontology annotation, molecular function: nucleic acid binding; ATP-dependent chromatin remodeler activity; hydrolase activity, acting on acid anhydrides, in phosphorus-containing anhydrides. Lineage: Eukaryota; Viridiplantae; Streptophyta; Magnoliopsida; Fabales; Fabaceae. Bases 100 to 2544 code for a protein of 814 amino acids.
UACAAACCCGCCUAAAUAAUCAUCACCACCGAUUCAAAAUUUCUCAGACACAAAAAACACCGCCCUUUUUAGGUUUCCACCGCCACCACCACCACCACCAUGGACGACGACGACGAUUCACAACAACCAUUCUCUCAAUCCCAAACCGAAAUCUACUUAGCAGGUUUCAUAAUGGCCAACAUCGUCGGCCUAAGAUACUACAACGGCACAAUCAACGGUCGUGAAAUCCUCGGCCUAGUUCGCGACCCACUCAACCAAUACGACACAAACGCCAUCAAAGUUCUCAACACUCAAUCUCUCCAAGUCGGUUUUAUCGAACGCUCCGUCGCCGCGGUUCUCUCGCCGCUAAUGGAUGCUCAUAUCAUUCAGAUUGAAGGCAUUGUUGGCACAAACAAUCGCUCUAAGUUCCGUAUCCCUUGUCAGAUUCAUAUUUUCUCUCACUUAUCUUCUUUUGAUGUUGUUCAUGAUGCUUUUAUUGGUUCCACUGUUCAUUUCAUUUCGCAUUCUGAUCCUUCUUUUACUCUUUCUCAUUCUGUUGCUGUUCAAGAAACUCGAGCUGAUUUAGCCGCCGGAACAAGCGCCGCUGCCGGUAACAAUAAAACUAAAAUCAAAACCCUAGAUCAAAUAUUCAAACUCGUUCGCGAAAAUCUAGCUGCUAAAAACAACAUUUCUGAACCGUUAAUUCCUCCUUCUAAGUUAAUUAAAUCAGAAUUGCUUCAGCAUCAGAAGGAAGCAUUAGGAUGGCUUGUUCAUCGUGAAAAUUCCGAUGAUUUACCGCCGUUUUGGGAAGAGAAAGAGGGGGGUUUUGUUAAUGUGUUAACUAAUUAUCAAACUAGUACACGACCGGAGUCUCUUCGCGGAGGGAUAUUCGCGGAUGGGAUGGGAUUAGGGAAGACUUUGACAAUGCUUUCGUUGAUUGCUUUUGAUAAAAUGAAAUGUGGGAAGAAGAGAAGUAGGAGUAGGGUGGAGAUGAAUAGUACAUUGAUUGUGUGUCCUCCUUCUGUGAUUUCGACGUGGAUAACUCAAUUGGAAGAGCAUACUAAUGGUGGUGCAUUGAAGACUUAUUUGUAUUAUGGUGAUAGAAGGACUCAAGAUGCUGAGGAAUUGAGGAAAUAUGAUAUUGUGUUGACUACUUAUGCUACUUUGGGAGCUGAAUUGCGGUGUCCGGAUGCUGCGGUGAAGAAGUUGGGGUGGAGGAGGAUUGUUUUGGAUGAAGCGCAUACGAUUAAGAAUGUUAAUGCUGGACAGAGUCAGGCUGUUAUUGGUUUGAAUGGUAAGAGGAGAUGGGCUGUUACUGGUACACCUAUUCAGAAUGGUUCUUAUGAUUUGUUUUCUCUUAUGGCUUUUUUGCAUUUUGAGCCUUUUUCUAUAAAGAGUUAUUGGCAAAACUUGGUUCAACGCCCGCUUACUCAAGGCAAACAGACAGGGCUUAGUCGAUUGCAGGUUUUGAUGGCAGCAAUAUCAUUACGAAGAACAAAAGACACUGCGUUGGUGGGGCUUCCACCGAAGAUCGUUGAGACUUGUUAUGUUGAACUUUCAUGUGAAGAGCGUAAACUGUAUGACGAUGUUAAAGAGGAAAUAAAGUCGCUUAUGAUGCAUUAUAACAGCAAUGACAGACUAGUGUAUAGUUACUCCACUAUACUAAGUAUGAUUCUAAGACUUCGUCAGAUCUGUACUCAUUUGUCGAUGUGCCCUUUGGAUUUCAAGGCGUGUCUAUUUUCUUCAACUGAUAUUGAAGAUGUUUCCAAGAACCCUGAAUUGCUGCAAACAUUAGUUAGGAUGCUACAAGAUGGUGAAGAUUUUGAUUGUCCAAUUUGUUUAUCUCCUCCAACGGAUAUUGUAAUUACAUGCUGUGCUCAUAUUUUCUGCCGAGAAUGUAUUCUGAAAACUCUACAGCGCAGUAAUUCCAGUUGUCCACUUUGUCGGCGCUCCCUCUCAGAAUCCGACUUAUUCUCAGCCCCCCCUGAAUCUUUCAAGACCGAUACUACUGAACUGUGCACACCAGAAGUAGGGUCAUCGACCAAAGUCUCUACUUUGAUAAAGCUUCUUACAGAAUCAAGGGAUCAAAAUCCAGCUACCAAAUCAGUUGUAUUUUCACAAUUCCGUAAAAUGCUGCUGCUGUUAGAAGAACCUUUAAAAGCAGCUGGCUUUAAAACAUUGCGUCUUGAUGGGACACAGAAUGCAAGACAAAGAGCUCAAGUUAUUGACCAAUUUCAACUCUCAAAAGUUGAUGAGCCAAUGAUUCUGCUUGCAAGUCUCAAGUCUUCAAGUACAGGUAUAAAUCUUACGUCCGCCUCUAGAGUGUACUUAAUGGAGCCAUGGUGGAAUCCAGCAGUUGAAGAACAAGCAAUGGAUCGUGUUCACCGCAUUGGACAGAAAGAAGAAGUGAAGAUUGUUAAACUGAUAGCUAAAAAUAGCAUUGAAGAGAAAAUAUUACAGUUGCAAGAGAUGAAGAAAGAUAUAACAAGCCGAGGAUCUGGGAAGAGAUCAAAUGAUAUUGCUGGUAUGGGCAUAAAUGAUCUCCGUUUUGUUUUAGGAGAGUAGACAUGGUUACACAUUUGCUAAUUGAAAGUAUCUCACUAAUCAUUAUUGUAAGUUACAGUAAUUAUUAGUGGGAUAGUUUCAAUUAGCAAAUGUAAUACAGUAAUGAUUAGUUGGAUAGUUUCAAUUAGCAUAUGUUUAAUCAUUAUCUGUUUGAGUCUCUCAAACGUUUUUGCUUUAGUACUACAGUUCUGAAAAAAUAUACUUCUAGUCCUUAAUAUAAAAAACAUAUUACUUUUUAGGAUCAUUGGAAAACUAAUAUAUCUAGUUUAUAUUAUAGGCCGAAUACAUUAGUUUUUCAAUGAACCUAAAAAAUAAUUUCUUUUUUAUAUUAAGGACCAUAGGGAGUAUUAGUUGAUCUACCUUUUUUAUGACCAAAGUAUAGUCAUUGGAUUUCCCAAUGUAUAAUUACUAUUUUAAGCAUUUUUAACAUGUGUCCUAUAUAUUAAGGGCACAUAUAUUAGCAUAUGAUCCGUUCAUAGUA